AUGUAUCGCGCAUCAAAUCAGCUGAUUUGCACGUUUCUACGAUGCGGGCGACGUCUUGGUGCAAACUCCUCCCUGGGCCAGGUUGUACGUCUAGAGGAGCUGCUGAAGAAGAGCCGCGAGGAAGUGAUCGAUAUCUGGCUGGCGUACCACUCAGAUGCUCAGGGCUGCCGGGUAGGCUCCGUCCUCAGUUCCCAAGAGUGCGACACUUUUGCUGCUCGCGCCGCGGAGAGCCCCAUGUUCGUACUACCGUUGUCCAAGCCCGCGGGUUAUGAGACCCUUCUGGUCCAAUGCCAGAUGCCGUACGUGCUGGUGACGGGGCUGGAGGAGUUUAAGAGGUCGGCCCGCACCGUCACGGAGCUCCUCCGCGCCUUCUACAUCAGCUCCGAGGACUACCAGCUGGUACACACCUUCAACCACCAGCCAGCCAAAUUUGAUUUUGGUGCGCUGCUUCGAAAGCUGAACAUCCAGGCGUGA
Molecule: messenger RNA, 474 nt
Organism: Volvox carteri f. nagariensis
Lineage: Eukaryota; Viridiplantae; Chlorophyta; Chlorophyceae; Chlamydomonadales; Volvocaceae
Exons: 5
Coding region: 1-474 (157 amino acids)
Biological process (GO): mitochondrial proton-transporting ATP synthase complex assembly
Cellular component (GO): mitochondrion
Source: RefSeq, a predicted model, not a curated record